This is a messenger RNA of Salvelinus fontinalis (brook trout), 3975 nucleotides long. RefSeq names its product prospero homeobox protein 1-like. Gene Ontology annotation, molecular function: RNA polymerase II cis-regulatory region sequence-specific DNA binding; DNA-binding transcription factor activity, RNA polymerase II-specific. Gene Ontology annotation, biological process: regulation of transcription by RNA polymerase II. Bases 456 to 2912 code for a protein of 818 amino acids. Gene Ontology annotation, cellular component: nucleus. NCBI's taxonomy places the organism in Eukaryota, Metazoa, Chordata, Actinopteri, Salmoniformes, Salmonidae. The transcript is spliced from 5 exons. The record is from RefSeq and is a predicted model, not a curated record.
CGAAUACGACGGACGGUUCUUAUUGGUAGGUGCGAUCCGUUACAUCACCAAGCUUAUGACGCGCCGUCUUCCUGUUUCCUUCAGCUGUGUCUUAAAGUGAAUCUUGUUGGUGGAGGAGAGCUCGAGCGUCGAAGCUCUGCCAUCGCGUGCGCCUCGGGCAAGCUGCUACGACAUCAACACCAGUCUUUCACCCCUCGAGAGAAGAUGACAGAGAGCGGAGCAAAAUAGCUCUUGUAUAUCUAUUUUUAUAUUCUACGGUCGCGCUCAUCACUCACUUUACUCCUACUCUUCCUUCCCUGAGAAAUUAUAAUAUUCAACGUUUCGCGGCGAAGCUUCCAUAGUCCGUAUUCUUUUUCAGCAGUAAAAAAGGCCUUUCCCUUCAUCUGCGGGUGUCAUUCAGCAGUGGUCCUAGAGGAGUGGCUUUGUGGGAUAUGGCCCAAUAGCAGCAGACCGUGAUGCCUGACCAUGACAGCGACUCCUUCCUGAGCAGACAGACCAAGAGAAGACGAGUGGACAUCGGGGUGAAGAGGACUGUGGGCAGCAACGCCGCCAACGCAGCAGCAGCAGCCACAACCAGCGCCGACAUCGCCCAUGCCAAAGCAGCAAUCUUCGGUGCUAUGAACUCUCUCAACUCCCACCACCAUGGCUCCGAUGCAGACUCCAUGGACUGCUCCAUGGUGCAGCCGCACGGCCACGCCGGCGUCGUCACAGCAACCAACAGCGAGUCCAAGUCCAACGUGCUCCGGAAGCUCCUGAAGAGAGCCAACUCGUAUGAAGACGCCAUGAUUCCCUUCCCCGGCGCCACUAUCAUCUCCCAGCUCCUCAAGAGCAACAUGGCCAAGAACGGAAGAGGAGAGAGAGGGGAGAGGGGGGAGAGAGGAGAUAGGGAGGAUGGGGGGUUCCCCAGGUCGGGCCUCUCCAGUGGGGGUUCCGAAGCCCCCCAGGAGGACGCCUGCAGUAAUUCGUCCCAGGACAGCCCCCAGGAGUGCCUGUCCCCCUUUGGCCAUCCCCCGGCUCUGGGCGCCUUCGACCUAGAGCGCCUUAACGACGAGCACCUCCGGGCCAAGCGUGCCCGCGUGGAGAACAUCAUCCGGGGCAUGAGCCACUCACCCGGCGUGGUGGUGCCCACACGCCACCUCGGAGAGCGGGACCACGAACUGGAACAAUGUGGACGGGAGAGAGAGCGAGAGAUGGACGGUGACAGGGACAGAGAAAUGGAGAUGGACUGCCCCCCACAGCCGCCCAGCCCCAGGGGAGAGGUGUGCAGCCGGGAGAACAAAAGGAAGCAGCGCCUGCCCCAGCAGCAGCAGCAGAGCUUCACCCAGCUGGUGUGCCAGCGUAAAGAGCAGAAGCAUGAGGAGCGCAGGCAACUGAAGCUGCAGCUGGAGGACAUGCAGAAGCAGCUGCGCCAGCUGCAGGAGAAGUUCUUCCAGAUCUACGACUCCACCGACGACUCAGAGCAUGACCUGGCCCAUGACCUAGGCGACAUGUCUGAGGACAGUGCUGGGAGGUCUGAUGCUGGGCGAGAUGACCGGACAGACCGUUCCGACAAUGAGAUGUCAGACCUGGAUCCGGGACACUUCCUGGACCGAGCAAGGGUGUUGCUCCAGGAGCAGGCCCUGCUGGCUGAGGGGGACAAGCUCAGGAGAGAGGGGCUGGUCUGGGGGAAAGGUCCUGGUCAGGGCCCCUCCUCCAUGCACCAUGCAGAGGGCAAGCUGCUGGCUGAGACGUUGAAACAGGAGCUUAACUCGGCAAUGAACCAGGUGGUGGACACAGUGGUCAAGGUGUUUGCCAAGCCCCCUCGCCCCACACCACCCCAAGUCUUCCCUCCCCUCCCCAUGCCCCCAGAGAGGUUUGGUGUUAACGUCAAGGGCCCCAACUUCCACACAGCCAACCAGCGCCUGCAGUGCUUUGGCGACGUCAUCAUUCCCAAUCCCCUGGACUCGUUCGGCAGCAUACCUGUGCCCGGCGCCAACGACCAGACGGAGGCACUGCCCCUGGUGGUGAGGAAGACGCAGACGGAGAACCAUCACCAAUCCUCAGCCAUGGGCGCCCACGGGGGCCAUCACCACCCCUCCAUGCACCCCUCCUCCCUCUCUACCUCCAUGGGCUUCAGCCCCCCUUCUUUCCGCCACCCCUUUCCCCUUCCUCUCAUGGGUUACCCCUUCCAGAGCCCUCUGGGCCCACCCUCCGGGGGUUACCCAGGGAAGGACCGUUCCUCCCCAGACUCCAUGGACCUGUCCAGGGAGACCACCAGCCUGCGGACCAAAAUGUCAUCAGGGCAUCACGUGGGGCACCACCACCGGUCUUUCUCUCCGACCAACCCUGGGAGCACUGCAGAGGGGCUCUCCCUGUCCCUCAUCAAGUCAGAGUGUGGAGACAUGAGCGACAUGAACGACAUCUCACCAUACUCAGGCAGCACCAUUCAGGAGGGUCUUUCCCCCAACCACCUGAAGAAGGCCAAGCUCAUGUUCUUCUACGCCCGUUACCCCAGUUCCAACAUGCUCAAGAUUUUCUUCUCCGACGUCAAGUUUAACCGCUGCAUCACGUCCCAGCUCAUUAAGUGGUUCAGUAACUUCCGGGAGUUCUACUACAUCCAGAUGGAGAAGUUUGCCCGGCAGGCUAUCAACGACGGUGUCACCGGAGUGGAGGAGAUGAGCGUCAGCCGCGACUGUGAGCUCUACCGAGCCCUCAACAUGCACUACAACAAGGCCAAUGACUUUGAGGUUCCAGAGCUGUUCCUGGAGGUGGCUACGAUCACGCUGCGUGAGUUCUUCAACGCCAUUGUGGCGGGCAAAGACGCGGACCCAUCCUGGAAGAAGGCCAUCUACAAGGUGAUCUGCAAGCUGGACAACGAGGUGCCCGAGGUCUUUAAGUCGCCCAACUGUCUCCAGGAGCUCUUACACGAGUAACCCAUCAUGACCUACCUUCACCCCCCCCCCCCCCCCCCCCCCCCCUCCACCGCCCUGACGUUUCUUUUGCUUUUUUUGCUUUUCAUGUUUUUAUUUAUUUAUUUAUUUUUAUCUGAUUUUCCUGCUUUUUUGAAUGUAUGAAGUAUGAAGUUGCAUUCCUCCCAAUCGGAAGCAUACUGGGCUGUCCAAGUUAUCUAGCUAUUGUGUUAUUAUUAUUAUUAUUAAUAUUAUUAAUUUCAUCAUGACUAUGAUUAUUAUUCGUUUUUUUUUUUUAAAUGAUUCUGCUGAUCUGAAGAUACUUUGAUUCUAUUGAGCAGGGGUGUCAAACUCAUUUGAUGGAAGGCCUAGUGUCUGCGGGUUUUUCUUUUUUUCUUUCAUUUAAGCCCCAGACCACCAGUUGUGGGGAGUUCCUUACUAAUUGGCGACCUUAAUUCAUCAAUCAAGUACAAGGGAGGAGCGAAGACCCGCAGAUACUCGGCCCCCCGUGGAUUGACUUUGACACGUGCUUUUUGGUGGUUGGACUGUGUGAAACCUGAUCUAUCUGCCCUGAUGUACUAGAAACACUAAAUAGGGGUCCUCACUAUGCCCAGGCAAGGGCUUCCCACUACCCUGUACCCUACCUACUCUAAGAAUGACCCUACAAUGCAAGUGCGGUCACCAAUUGAUUUUGGCCACUACACUACGAAAGGGGAGAGGGUCCUCAAUAGGCUCUCCCCAUUAUGAGACGUGACUCCCCAAUAGGUGCCCAAUACAAUGGAUGUCCCACGGAGGACAACACUACACUACGCUUUAUUAACUACUGAACUAUACUGGAAUACUAGUACUGGUCUGUAUUGGUAUACUUGAACUGGACUGGCAUCAGUCAUCUACUGAGCUCGAUCAUGAUACUUUAAAGUGUGCUUUCUGUGAUUAGGACAUUGUGUUUAUUGGGUGUAUAUUAUUAAUAUUAUUAUUCCUGUUGUUAUUGUUGUUUUUAUUAUUAUUUGUCAGCAUUGCUUGAUACACAUUGGCACUUCCAGAUUUGUCCCUUGACAACGUUACAGAAAAUAAAUUAUUAUUAUUA